Sorghum bicolor (sorghum) is the source of this 1322-nucleotide messenger RNA. Its product is annotated as deoxyhypusine hydroxylase-B. Lineage: Eukaryota; Viridiplantae; Streptophyta; Magnoliopsida; Poales; Poaceae. The transcript has 7 exons. Bases 143 to 1081 code for a protein of 312 amino acids. Gene Ontology annotation, biological process: peptidyl-hypusine biosynthetic process. The record is from RefSeq and is a predicted model, not a curated record. Gene Ontology annotation, molecular function: deoxyhypusine monooxygenase activity.
GCGUCGACUCGACGCGAGCUCGUCCUCUUCUUCUCCUUUUCUUUCCGACGCGGGAUUUCCUUCGCCGCCGCCGCCGCCGCCGCCAGUGACCACUGAUCACCUUUGCCGGAGCGUGUGAACCGUACGGAAUCGUCGGCGUGAGAUGGCGGCCACCUCCGCGUUCGAGUCAUCCCCGGAGAUGGAGCGGUUCCUCUGCGAGCGGCUGUUGGACGCGGAGCAGCCCAUCGCAGAGCGCUUCCGGGCGCUCUUCUCCCUCCGCAACCUCCGCGGGGAUGCGCCGCGCCGCGCCCUCCUCCAAGCUGCAAGGGAUCCUUCUAACUUGCUUGCCCAUGAGGCUGCAUUUGCACUUGGACAAAUGCAGGAUGCUGAGGCUAUUCCUGCACUGGUGGCAGUGCUCAAAGAUCUUUCUCUACAUCCAAUUGUCCGCCAUGAGGCAGCAGAAGCUCUUGGAGCUAUUGGCCUGGAAAAGAGCAUCCCCCUGUUGGAGGAAAGUUUAACAACUGAUCCUGCUGUGGAGGUACAAGAAACUUGCGAGCUGGCGCUAAGACGAAUAGAAGAGCAGAAGAAAGCUAAUGGUGCUGAGAGUACAGUCGCUUCACCCUUUCUCUCAGUUGAUCCAGCGCUGCCUGCAAAGCAUGGACUUUCAGUAGAUCAAUUAAGGGAUCUACUCCUCAAUGAACAAGAGAGCAUGUACGAACGUUAUGCAGCUCUUUUUGCACUUAGGAAUGAUGGUGGAGAUGCUGCUGUUUCUGCUAUUGUUGCAGCUCUGAGCGUCAAAAGUGCUCUUCUACGUCACGAGGUUGCUUAUGUGUUAGGUCAGCUGCAAAACAAAGCCGCUUCAGAUGCACUUUCUACAGUCCUGAAGGAUGUCUGUGAGCAUCCAAUGGUCAGGCAUGAAGCUGCUGAAGCCCUUGGCUCAAUUGCAGACCAAGAAAGCAUUGCGCUUUUGGAGGAGUUUGCAAAGGAUCCUGAGCCCAUUGUCUCGCAGAGCUGUGAAGUAGCUCUCAGUAUGCUUGAGUAUGAGAGAUCGGGGAAGUCCUUUGAGUUUCUCUUCCUUCAGACUCCUCAUGUGCAGUCCUAGGUUCCUCUGCAUCGAUGAUUACUCAAUGCUGAACUGACUGAAAGCUUCUUGGCUAAAAUGUGACUGCACCAGCCAUAUAUCCACUGGCUUUAAUGAUACUCUUGUCCUGGUAGGAUCUUUUUUUGUUGUUAAUCGUGAUAUGGAGGCUGAAACAAGGAGCAACAUGAAGAGAGAUGGAAACGAAACCAUGUAAACUAUGAAUGAAAACUUAUAAAGUUCAGCAGCUUGCAUUUUCCGCCAA